AUGAAUUAAAUAAGCAAGAAAAUUAGAAAGACAAGAGUAAAGAAGAAAUGCUUAGUUGAAUCUUCUAAGAUUGUGUUUUGUAAAAUAUUUGCUUUCUUAACACCAAAAGAAAAAUUGAUGUGUCGCUUUGUUUGUAGGAUGUUUAAUUAUUAUUCCAUUUAAUCAAUAGAAUCCUUAAAUUUUUAAGCACAAAACACUAAAAUGAAAGCUUUCAAGCCAUUUAUAGGUACUUAAUCAUUUACACUUAGCAAAAUGCACCAACCUAAAAUAUUUAAUAUAUCCAUGUUUAUAUAAGCGAGUUUAAAUGACUUCUUUGGUGGGCAAAAAGAAGAGACCAUAAAUCAGAGAAAUUACUCAUUUGUGCUUUCGAUGCUAUGAAGAUAUUGCUGACCUUAUGAAAUUAAAUACUGGACUCAGAGCCUUAGAAUUGAAAUUUGAUUUCAGGGAAAUUAAUAAUCCAUAAAUACCUUAGGAAGUUUAAGAAAUUCUAUUAAAUUCAUCAAUUGAGGAAAUAAUAAUUAAGGAACAACAAAUUUCUGAUUUGGCUUUAAUUGAACUAAUGAAACACAAAAUCACCUGUAUAAAAUUAGAAGUGAGAAACGAUCAAAAUUAACUCAUAGAGAAAUUGAUAUCUAUAGAACUGAAACUUAAGAAACUAUACUUGAAAAUUACUAUUGUGGAUGCUCGAAUAGUAGAGACACUCAACUUCUUUUUAUAAUAAUAAUUGGACUUAGAAGUGCUCUAUUUGGAUUUCAAAAAAGGAGUAGACUUAACAAAUCACAAGAAAUUGAAGACAAUCAUACUAGAAAAUGCUUUCGAUUUGAAAUCUUCGAUGAAAUUUCCAACUGUUCUUGUUGACAAAGUCAUUAUCAAAUCAUUGACAAUUACUCAUAAGGACAUUAAGGUAUCUAUUCUAUCGAUUGAUUUAGUUUUUAUUGCAAAACUUCUCUCAUUAUAAAACCUUGGAUAUUGCCUCCAUUCAAGGGUGCUGGAUAGAUAUCCUAUUAGAUAAGCAAAAGGCUCAAACCCCAGUUUAAGAAUCGUAAAAACGACUAAAUGUUUACUUAAGCAAAGAUACAUUCAAAGGACUCUAAAAAAUAUUAGAAAUUUCUAAAAUUAAUUUAUUUUAAUUGGAACCAAUUGAAAACCUAUUCAAUUAUUUUUCAUGA
Messenger RNA from Paramecium octaurelia, 1169 nucleotides. The record is from the annotation of a GenBank genome assembly. Lineage: Eukaryota; Ciliophora; Oligohymenophorea; Peniculida; Parameciidae.